CGUUCUUUCAUUUUCAAGUUUCCGGAAUGGCUGACGCACCGUCGACAGCUCCUAAGGCCAAGGCGCCUAAAACCAAGGCCCCCAAAGAGAAGGCCCCGAAGGCUGCGCCCGCAGCACCCGCGGAGCCUGCUAAGGUGCCCCGUAAGGUGUCAUCGAAGCCCCGGCACGGUCGCCUCUACGCCAAGGCUGUAUUCACAGGCUACAAACGUGGUUUGCGCAACCAGCACGAAAACACAGCUCUCCUCAAGGUUGAGGGUGCUAAGGACAGGCAAGAUGCGUUAUUCUACGCUGGCAAGCGAUGCGUGUUCGUGUACCGUGCGAAGAAGAGGACGCCCAUCGCCGGCGGACCCCGUGGCAAGAAGACCAAGCUGCGUGCGAUCUGGGGCAAGGUGACCCGUACUCAUGGCAACUCUGGCAGUGUGCGCGCUCGCUUCAAGUCCAACCUGCCCGCUCAAGCCAUGGGACACAGGAUACGAGUGAUGCUGUAUCCUUCCAGGAUCUAAGAACCUCCUGUUAUUUGUAAGCCUAAAAUAAAAACCCAAAAAAAUUA
Molecule: messenger RNA, 550 nt
Organism: Pectinophora gossypiella (pink bollworm)
Lineage: Eukaryota; Metazoa; Arthropoda; Insecta; Lepidoptera; Gelechiidae
Gene: RpL35A
Product: 60S ribosomal protein L35a
Exons: 4
Coding region: 27-503 (158 amino acids)
Biological process (GO): ribosomal large subunit biogenesis; cytoplasmic translation
Cellular component (GO): ribosome; cytosolic large ribosomal subunit
Molecular function (GO): structural constituent of ribosome
Source: RefSeq, a predicted model, not a curated record